Molecule: messenger RNA, 549 nt
Organism: Cadophora gregata
Lineage: Eukaryota; Fungi; Ascomycota; Leotiomycetes; Helotiales; Ploettnerulaceae
Exons: 2
Coding region: 1-549 (182 amino acids)
Biological process (GO): translation
Cellular component (GO): ribosome
Molecular function (GO): structural constituent of ribosome
Source: RefSeq, a predicted model, not a curated record
AUGUCGUUAUCCUGCCAGUCUGCAGCUCGAAGCUGCGUCCGCUCUCUGCGAUCCUCAUCCUCCCUACGACUUUCCUCGGCGGCUGUGGCACAAAGGAGGAAUACACCAGCGAGAAGAUGGGCAUCGACGGAAACAGCUGCUGCGAACCCCAAGAUCUCGGGCAUUGUGGAUCAGAUCAGUCAAUUGACAUUAUUGGAGACUGCAGACUUGGUUGCGAGCUUGAAGUCUCGACUUAACAUCCCAGAUAUGCCAAUGGGAGGAUUUGCUGCCGGUCCAGCUGCACCAGCCGCUGCUCCAGUUGAGGAGGAAGAGGCUGCUCCAGUGCAGCAGGAAAAGACACUCUUCAACCUGAAGCUGAUGUCUUUCGAGGCCGGCUCCAAGCCCAAGAUCAUCAAGGAGGUUAAGAGCAUGCUGGGUCUGAGUUUGGUGGACAGCAAGAAGUUUGUGGAGAGUGCGCCGAAGUUGAUGAAGGAGGCUGUACCGAAGGAGGAGGCUGAGAAGAUUGUGGCUGCAUUGAAGGAGUUGGGUGGCGUGGUUGUCAUGGAAUAA